This is a messenger RNA of Parus major (Great Tit), 3360 nucleotides long. Its product is annotated as inhibitor of nuclear factor kappa-B kinase-interacting protein-like. The record is from RefSeq and is a predicted model, not a curated record. The transcript has a single exon. The coding region runs from base 2208 to 2942 and encodes 244 amino acids. NCBI's taxonomy places the organism in Eukaryota, Metazoa, Chordata, Aves, Passeriformes, Paridae.
UUGACUUUUUCAUUAAUGAAAAAGCACAUUUUUAUAAACAAUGUGAUCUAAGUGUAUGUCAGGUAUAGCUGAGAUAUCGUCAUUGAUCUAAAGAGACAUUGGAACAGCCUAAAAAGUUGAGAAUGAGCCUCUGUUAAAGAAGGAAAGGAAUAUUUUCUUAAAUUAAGGAUUCUUUUCAGCUUAUUUAUUAAAAUACCUUUUUAAUUAAAAAUAAUUUGAAGGACAGUAUUUAGAUUUAAGGGGAAAAGAGCUCAUAUUUUUAGUUUGUAUUUAGUUUUCACUACUUAGUUUCUUUUGUUGUUACUUUGUGUAUUGUUUUCCAUAGACUUGUAACACAGUGAACAAUUAAUCAUUUACUUCUCAGCAGAGCUAGCUGUACCUUGCUUUUAAUGUAUCCUACACUGUGAUGGUUUGGUGCUGCAGGAAUGCAUUUUUAGGAGUGCAUUUUUAACAGCUGAAGCUUAGGUACAACACCCUUAGGGAAAACACUAGUAAAAUACCUCCUACUGAGAACUUUGCCUUGUUCUGGUAUCUAUAAGCUGCUGGUAUUUACAUAGAAGCUGGUUUUUUUUUGGGGGGGGGAGUGUUUUGGUGCUUUAGAAACAAAUUUUAGCCUUUUCUUCUGUAGGAUAUUCUUUGUUAGGCAUUGCAUGAUACGUCUCGUAUUGCUUCACAUUUGACAAGAAAAAUAAAAAAUUAACGGUGUCACUGACAUUGUUUCCCAAAAUUUGCUGAACCAAGAGCUGCAGAAGUAAUUAAAGAAAUCAGUGGAGUUAUGUGCUUGGGAACAGGGAACAUCCAGUUUAUCCAUAGACCUAAUUACAUGAUGUGGUACUACCUGAUAGCUGUUCAUUGAAAUUUGGAUCUCAGGGACAACACAAAUUGUCUGCAGACUUAUUGUCUUGAUAAUUUUGUAUUUCUCAGGAAAGGAGAUUGCUUAGUAGAAACAGUAUGAACCCAUAACAUUUAUGACUUCAUCAGAUUUAAAUUAUUCUGGGUUUGUACAUUGAUUUCUUGAGAAUUCUUCACUAAACAGGUAACACUGCCUAUUCAAGAGACUAUGAAACCAAUGUUUCUCAAUGUUAUAAAGCUGUGUUUUCUUCAUAUUAUUAUUGCUUAUGUAUAAAUUUCUGUCAGUUUACAGUCAUAGUCAAAAUAAAAAUAUAUUGUAGUGAAUUUCCCCAUCCUGGUGCAUAUAAUCUGAUUCAAAAUAAACUGCUCCUCCAGAAAGGGUACAGAGUAAAUACUUUAGUGUUCCAUGUCCUCUUAGGAAAAACUAUUAUAUAAAUAAAUGUUUUUUAAAUACUUUUAAACACUUUUCACAAGCGUCUUCCAAGUUCUAGUGUUUCUACUUCGUAUGUUUUUGAGGCAGGGUGGCAAGAGUGCCAGUGGAAUGACCCUUAAUCUAAAAUCUUUCAUCAACCUCAACCCUGCUGAAAGCUGAAUAUAAAGGAGGUUCAACAUGAAAUCCUCAUCCUUGGAGGGCAUUAAGUAGGAAAUAAGCAUGACUUUGCACAACCUGAAUUUUGGUGUUUUGCUUUUGACCAAACAGUUCUGAGCUAUUAAGGAAUGACCAGCACUAUGGAAGAGUUAAAAACAUUUGCUCCUGUGAUGAUAUUUUUUCUAUUAGUGUCCAGAAAAUGAUGAAUAUAAAACCAAUUCUAGCCUCUUGGAAUGUGUUUCAGUUUGCUUGUUUGGUGGUUUUUUUUCUCUCCAAGUUCUACCCUGACUUAUUGGGGAUUGAACAGGAUAGUAUCACUCAGAUGAUUUCCUUUUUCGCUCCCAAAUCUGAAAACCAAGAAUGAAUCAUAAGAAAAUAAAAGAGUGAACUAGCAAAUCAAGACAAAAAUCCAGCAGUAACAUGAGUUUUCUUUCACUAAAAUAGCUUUUAUGGAGACUUAAAAAUUCCUGUCUAUGGAAGAAGAUUCCAUUUGAUGACUUGUGUUUUCAGAGGUUACCUUGGAAAGUCAUAUACCACCUUCCUGUGAUUUUUUGUAGUAAUAGAAGUACUAACAUUAUGUAUACUGAGAAGAAAAAAAAUAUGAUUGUGUUGUAACAGAAGUUGAUUUCCUAUAGAUAGAGUUUGCUUUCAAAUUGAAUGUCAGAAUAAUAGGAUAUUUCAUUUAAGUAUGGCUUGAAUUUUGAUGUUAAGUUGUUAAGCUAGAAAUAUUUUUGUAUCCCUCUAGUGUGAAAAGACUUGGAACUUAAUGAAACAGCUGGAAGAUCUUCAAACAAUUUCUCACAUUAAAUAUCUGCAGGAAGAUAUUUAUACAAUGAAAACAUGGUCUAGCAGCAUAAUUAAAAAGCAAGAAGAACUAGAGAAGAAUUUAACAAGCCUUUUUCAUGCAGUUUCAAGCACUGAACAGAAUGCAGUUUCUAUAGCAAAGAAUGUAACAUUGACAAUUGUGACAGUAAAAACUGACAUAAGACGCAUUUCAGGCCUGGUCUCAGAAAUUACUACACUGACGGAUUCUUUACUAACACUAGAAGAUAAAGUAGAAAAAGGUGAAAAGGCAACAGUAAAAAAUAUAAGUGACCUCCUUACCAGCAGCAUCGACCGAAGUACAGAAAUCCAAAGCCUGGCAUCCAAUAACGCAAAAAAAAUUGAGCAAAUUAAGACAGCACUGUCCGAGUUAAGGAGUGAUUUUAACAAGCAUUCUAACAGACUUUUGAAUCUUGAAGGUGACAGAGCAAAAGUUCUGAAGACAGUUACAUUUGCAAAUGAUUUAAAACCUAAGAUGUUCAAAGUUAAAAAGGAGUUUGCCAUCUUGGAGCCCUUAAUAAAUGACCUAACACUGAGAAUAGGAAGAUUAGUGGAGGAGGUGUUGCGACGGGAGAAGGAAAUUGCUUUACUGAAUGAGAAACUGGCCAAUCUAACAACAGUUCAAACCAAGAUCAAAGAUGUGAAAGAUGAAAUAACCAAGAUUUCAGACAUUAAUUGAUCACUGAAUGGCCACUGCCUGAAGAAUAGUGUUGGAGGAGUGUUAACUCCCAUCAUGUGAAGUACUGAGAAGACAGACAAUAUUUAAAGGCUUCAUUUAGAAGCACACCUAGACCUGAAAUUUGUCUGAUUCCUUGGAACAGGACAGGAAAAAGUCAUACUUAUUUCAAGGGAGAAAAAAUAAUGUGAACAAAAAACUUAUCUCUCUGCAUGUAUUUUUCUGAAGGAUGACAGAUGCUAUAUUUAAUAAAUUGCUUGUUUUGUACAAUAAAGCAAUGUUAAAGUGUAAAAUUAUGUUCUUACCUUAAGAGUUUGCUUUCAUGAAGAAAGCAGGACCCAAGAAUGACAGAUCUCCAGUUUUGCUUUCCUGCUGCAAAGGAAGGGAUAGAAUUGUGGUUUCCAACUAAACAAGAGGUAAU